AUGGUAGAUCCAGCUGAUGAGAGGAAAGAAGUUAAUGGAGAGAAAAAUGAAACUAAUCUAGAAGAAGAAAUAGAGAUUAUAGAACCAGAAAAGACUAUGCAAGACCAGAAGUUGUCAUGGGCGAAGCUUCGCCGUGUAGACUUGCUCCACUUGGAGGCUGGGAGAGUUUCAAAUGGUUGGAUGAACCACACUACGAAGAGCAUAGGAGUGGUGUAUGGGAACAUAGGGACAUCUCCACUUUACGUGUAUGCAAGCACCUUCAGCGAUGGAAUCCAGAACAAUAACGACAAACUGGGCGUGUUGUCACUCAUAAUUCUGCUACUGCUGUCACCGUUGCUCCGCUCGGUCUCAAAUGGAAGGCGAUGA
Molecule: messenger RNA, 366 nt
Organism: Nelumbo nucifera (sacred lotus)
Lineage: Eukaryota; Viridiplantae; Streptophyta; Magnoliopsida; Proteales; Nelumbonaceae
Source: RefSeq, a predicted model, not a curated record